UGUCAAUAUACAAUUCCCAAAAUGUCUCUUGCAAAAUAUCAAUACAUAACACUGUCAACUGUCAUGUGCACAAGUGUCAUUUCAAAUACAAUUUAAUUUUAUUGGUCAUACAGUUGUCGUAUUUUUCCUAGUGAUCGAAGAUGGGUGGUCACGGUCAUGGGGCUCCCUACACAAUACCAAAGUAUACUGAAUUCAAUAUUAAAGGCAUCCCGCAACUGGAAGAACUUGAGAAAGCUCUCGCCCAAAAAGGAUUGAAGGACCCCUGGAUCAGGAAUGAAGCCUGGAGGUACCAUCCUGGUUUUGGUACAAAGCUUCAGAGAGCUCGUAAACUGUUCUUCCGUGGGCUACCCCUCGGUUUAGCUCUCACUGUUGCUACCGUUGCCUUCGACAAACUGAUUGGUGGAGAGGAUCAUGACCACGGACACCAUUAGUGUUUGGAUUGUAACAGAAUGUUGAUGUUAGCUAAUGUUAUUUAAUAUAUCUGGUAAAUAUAUUUGUCAUUUACAUUUAAAA
Messenger RNA from Danaus plexippus (monarch butterfly), 513 nucleotides. It is a transcript of the gene ND-B12, whose product is annotated as NADH dehydrogenase [ubiquinone] 1 beta subcomplex subunit 3. Gene Ontology annotation, cellular component: mitochondrion. The coding region runs from base 141 to 431 and encodes 96 amino acids. The transcript is spliced from 3 exons. Lineage: Eukaryota; Metazoa; Arthropoda; Insecta; Lepidoptera; Nymphalidae. The record is from RefSeq and is a predicted model, not a curated record. Gene Ontology annotation, biological process: mitochondrial respiratory chain complex I assembly; electron transport chain.